Molecule: messenger RNA, 618 nt
Organism: Strongyloides ratti
Lineage: Eukaryota; Metazoa; Nematoda; Chromadorea; Rhabditida; Strongyloididae
Product: 39S ribosomal protein L51, mitochondrial
Exons: 1
Coding region: 1-618 (205 amino acids)
Biological process (GO): translation
Cellular component (GO): mitochondrial large ribosomal subunit
Molecular function (GO): structural constituent of ribosome
Source: RefSeq, a predicted model, not a curated record
AUGUUUCGGCUAUAUGGAAAAAAUAACAUUACUUUAUUAUCUAAGCCUAGAUUAUCUAAUUUAAAACAGGAAUCUUCAUUCCAUGAUCGAAGUCAAGUACCAAGAAUAGUUGAUGAUAGAAAUAAACGUAAUCAUAAAGUUACUGAUGCUGGUUAUGUUUACCGUUACCAUCGUAAAGGUGUUGAUCCAUUGCCGAGAAUAGAAAAUUGUAAAGAUCCUGUUUAUAAGCCAGAAUAUAAAGUUCGUGAACCUUGGAGUAAAGAACAGGCACGUUUUGGAGAAAAUGAUUAUAUAGAUCUUCUUGGAGAUGGUUCACUUCAUCCAGCACAACUUCAAUAUCAUACACCAACAUGGCUUCGUGGUUUUCCUGGUCAACAUCGUGCAAAUGAAUUAAUAAAAUUAAUUCAUUAUCGUAAUUUACAUAAAGAAAAAUUACAACAAAAUUCUCCAAAAAGAUGGUUUGAUUUAUGUAAAAGAAUUAAUUAUUUGAUGACAUAUCAUAAUUAUAAUAAGCAAGAUGAGUUACGUGCUGGAGAAAGAGAACUUGGAUUAUGGGAUGAUAAACCUGACUACACUUUUAAAGACAAAAGUAGAAGAUCUUUUAAGGAUAUUGUUUAG